CCUUGCGGAGGCGUGGAAGCGUGGACCCGCCGCCGCCCCGCUCGCGCGAGCCACCGAAACACACGAAGCCGCCGAAGCAAAAGCAAGCAGAGACCAAGCCAAACAGCGCUACCACCUGCACCAAUCUUGCUGCUCACAACCCCACCAACUACAUCAGAGCACUGGUUCCCGAUUCCCGCCGAUGGCGUCGUCGUCGCCGCACGUGUCCACAGCGCGGCAGCCGCUGCGCAUCCCCGGGGAGCGCGCCAAUGGAGCCGCGGUGGCGGCGGCGGCGCUGGGGCUCCCGCGGAGGGAGGCGCGGGUCGCGCUGCGGGCGCACGCGCGGCGGAUCGAGGCCGCGGCGUGGGCGGCGGUGGAGCCGAGGACGAACAGCGGCGGCAGGAGGAGGGGGGAGGCGGCGGUGUGCGCGGCGGCGGGGCAGGUCGCGGGGAGGAGCGCCGGGGUGGGGAGGAGCGCCGGGACGGAGGUGGCUCUCGCCACGGCGGCGGUCGUGGCCAUGGGCACCGGGAACCGCGUGCUCUACAAGCUCGCCCUCGUGCCGCUCCGCCAGUACCCCUUCUUCCUCGCGCAGUUCGCCACCUUCGGCUAUGUUGUUGUCUAUUUCUCAAUCCUGUAUCUUCGAUAUCAAGCUGGCACUGUUACAGAUGAGAUGCUUUCUCUACCACAGAAACCUUUUAUACUUGUGGGUCUCUUAGAGGCUCUAGCAGCAGCAGCAGGGAUGGCUUCCGGAGCUGUUCUGUCCGGGGCUUCAAUACCAAUAUUGUCACAGACCUAUCUUGUAUUUCAGCUUCUUUUGUCUGCUAUUUUUCUAAAGAGGCGAUAUAGAGUUAAUGAGAUAACAGGAUGCUUUCUAGUGACAGUUGGUGUGGUAAUAACUGUAGCAAGUGGAUCUGGUGCUGGAGCUUCAUUACAAAGUACUGGAAUUUUGUGGCCACUUCUGAUGAUACUAUCAUUCUUUCUGCAAGCUGCCGAUACAGUAUUGAAGGAGAUAAUAUUUAUAGAUGCUGCCAAGAAUUUGAAGGGUGGCUCAGUUGAUCUUUUUGUCGUCAACUCAUAUGGCUCUGCUUAUCAAGCUAUUUUUAUGUGUCUCCUGUUGCCAUUCUUGUCAAAGUUAUGGGGUAUUCCAUUCCAUCUACUGCCAACAUACAUCAGAGAUGGUGCAGCCUGCUUUCUGAAUAUGGGAUCAUUAUCUUCUGGUUGUGAUGGGGCGCCGCUGCUACCUCUACUAUUUGUUUUGGUUAAUAUGGGAUUCAAUAUAUCUUUGCUACAUCUACUGAAGAUAUCUUCUGCUGUUGUAUCUUGCCUAGCCUCUACAUUCUCAGUUCCAUUGUCCAUCUACGCUUUCACCCUACCACUACCUUACAUCGGCGUGGCGUCGACCCUCCCUCCUGGCUUCGUUGCCGGCGCAGUGGUUCUCAUCGCCGGCUUACUAAUGUACAGCCUUCCGCAGCCGCAAAAUUGUGGGAAAACCUUGGACAAGAGGAAUGACUAG
Molecule: messenger RNA, 1492 nt
Organism: Lolium rigidum
Lineage: Eukaryota; Viridiplantae; Streptophyta; Magnoliopsida; Poales; Poaceae
Product: protein CLT1, chloroplastic-like
Exons: 10
Coding region: 182-1492 (436 amino acids)
Source: RefSeq, a predicted model, not a curated record